UUGAAAUGCGCAACUUCUGUCGACGUUGCCGCGUUUGUGAUUUAGUCAUUAUUUUUGAACAUUUUACACAUUACAGCGCCAACUUUUGUUGAAAGAAACUAAUGAGCUGCUUCACCAAUAAAAAUUUUUCAGGGUCACUAAAACCUGCUAAUUCAAUUAAGGGGUCUUAUGCUGCAAAAUUGUGCAAAAUGUGCCUUUCUAAAGUGGGUGCCAAUUAGUCCAAACUCCAGUCGAAAUCUGGCAACACAACCAGCAGCUGUCGACUGUGUCAAUUGUCAAAGUUUUCCUAGUCAUUAUCAAAAAUCAACAAUCAUCCUAUAGCUUUGCUAAGGAAUUUUUAAAUUUUCCAAAACCCUUCUGGAUUUCGUGGGUGUGAACUAGGAAUAAAAUGUCGCGUGGCAGCAGCGCCGGUUUCGACCGUCACAUCACGAUUUUUUCCCCCGAGGGGCGCCUCUAUCAAGUGGAAUACGCUUUUAAAGCCAUCAACCAGGCCGGCCUCACUUCUGUGGCUGUUAAGGGGAUUGAAAAUGCUGUUUGCGUUACCCAGCGAAAAAUCCCUGAUAAGCUCAUUGAUGCCAGUACCAUCACCCGCUUAUUCCAGCUAACGGAUAACGUUGGAUGCGUUAUGACUGGAAUGUUGGCUGAUAGUAAGUCUCAGGUACAGAGGGCCAGGUAUGAAGCUGCUCAGUUCAAGUACAAGAAUGGCUAUGAGAUGCCCAUUGAUACUUUGUGUAGGCGGGUAGCUGAUAUAUCGCAGGUCUACACUCAAAACGCCGAAAUGCGUCCCUUGGGGUGCUCGAUGGUUCUAAUCGGAUACGACGAUAUAAUUGGACCGUGCGUUUAUAAAACUGACCCAGCUGGGUACUAUUGUGGAUAUCGCGCAAUUGCUGUCGGAGCGAAGCAAACUGAAGCCAACAGCUUCCUGGAAAAGAAGUUGAAGAAGAAGCAGGAUCUGCAGGACGACGAUGCCAUCCAACUGGCCAUCAGUUGCCUGUCGAGCAUUUUGGCCGUCGAUUUCAAGCCCGACGACAUUGAGGUGGCUGUUGUAUCGAAGAAUAAUCCAAAGUUCACCGUUCUGGAAGAAAAGGAAAUCGACAGACAUCUGACUGUUAUUGCUGAAAAGGAUUAGGGUUUAUAAGUUCACUUUUCUAAAUAAAUGAUUUUUAUUGUC
This is a messenger RNA of Dendroctonus ponderosae (mountain pine beetle), 1171 nucleotides long. RefSeq names its product proteasome subunit alpha type-6. Gene Ontology annotation, biological process: ubiquitin-dependent protein catabolic process. The record is from RefSeq and is a predicted model, not a curated record. Gene Ontology annotation, cellular component: cytosol; nucleus; proteasome core complex, alpha-subunit complex. NCBI's taxonomy places the organism in Eukaryota, Metazoa, Arthropoda, Insecta, Coleoptera, Curculionidae.